Messenger RNA from Lepus europaeus (European hare), 3404 nucleotides. RefSeq names its product centrosomal protein 126 (gene CEP126). The transcript has 11 exons. Gene Ontology annotation, cellular component: centrosome; ciliary base; midbody. Gene Ontology annotation, biological process: non-motile cilium assembly; cytoplasmic microtubule organization; mitotic spindle organization. Lineage: Eukaryota; Metazoa; Chordata; Mammalia; Lagomorpha; Leporidae. The coding region runs from base 1 to 3363 and encodes 1120 amino acids. The record is from RefSeq and is a predicted model, not a curated record.
AUGCUGGCUGGGAGGCCGGGAGCCAGAACCGCGGUCCCAGGACUGGGCACUGACUCCUCCGACACCCGCGGCAGAGCGCCCCUCGGUCCCCAAGAGAGCGGCGGGCGUCACCGACCUGGCGCUUACCUAGAAAUGAAAAUCCACCUAGAGAAAAAUUUAGAAGAAGAGCGCCAAAUAUUACUACAGCAACAAAAAAUAUGUCGAAAUCGAGCACGUAAAUAUUUUGUGGAGUCAAACCGGAGAAAAAAGGCUUUUGAAGAAAAACGAAAAGAACAAGAAGAAAAAGAAUAUCAAAUCAGAGAACAAAUACUUCAACAAAGAAAACAGAAAUUUGAAGAAGUUACUGAAAAAUUUCAGCGUGGCCAUAUUCCUCUUUCACAACGGAGAAGAGAAGUUUUUCAAAAACCAGUUCCUCCUUUAGAAGAGGCUCUGAAACAAAUUCAGGAAUCAAACUUAAAAUCAGAACUAAACCUUCCGUUUUCUCACAGGACAACCAUAAGCUGGAAAGCUAUAGAUUCUGCCUUGCCUUCAGCUUUGUCAAAAAAUGACCACAAGUAUCAGAAACAUCUCUUAUCCAAAAAUGAUGAUAAUAAAGAAAUGAAGGAAAACAGCAAGACAAACUUAGUUUCUAAGAAAAAUGUAUUCCAGCUUAAACUAGAGGAAACUGAAAAACUCCUAAAAGAUCAGCACUUAAGCAGUUUGCAAAAAUUUUGUGAUGAAGUUAAUCGAAUAACCAAUUCUGAAACCCUCUCAAGUAUAGACAGUCUAGAGGUUGGAGAACGUGAAGAAAUAUAUUUAACACUUAAUAAGGAAUCUUCUACAUCAAUCCAGCCAAAUUCUCUUUCCCUUGGAUCUGCAAAUCUACAAUCAGCUAAUCCAAGUUGCUUUGUUGAAGAUAAACUGUCAUUCUCCAAGACUCAACAUAUAAAUAAUUGGCUAACAAAUAUAGAUGCUCCAACUACUCAUGCUGUAGCACCUUUCUCAGAUAUUUUAAGUAAAUCUAAUGUACCUUCCUGGGAACAAACCCCAUCUACUUUCAGUACAACCAUGGAAAGAACCACAAGUACUGCAAAUAAUUCAGUAACCUUUGUGUAUAGUCCACCUGUAUUUGAAGUGGAUAUAAAAAGAGGAAAAUCCUCUGAAACAAGCACUAGGAGCACAACUGACUGCACUUCUGAAGCAUUCAAAAAUGAGAGGCCAUUAGUUACCGAGAGCCCAACAUUUAGAUUCAGUAAAGCCUGGACUGCUCCAGAUUCUGUAGCCCAGGAAGUGGCUACAUUUUCAGACCAACAGAAGCAUUCUGAAGGAACUCAAGCAAAUAGAACUACUUCAGUUCCUACUUCAUUUGUAUCAGCUGCAACACCUUUAGUUUUGCCAUCUAAUACACAAUCAGCUAGGCCUUUAGCAAAGAGCAGUAUACACAUAAAAGAAAUCAACCCAAUGCAGUGUUCUGAUAAGUUAGAUGAAUUGAAAGAUGUUAAAGAUGAAAAGAUGAAAUAUUUUAACUGUAAUAAGGAAGAGUUGCCUUUAUUUUCAGGCAAUUUUCAAGCUGCCUAUUCACCUCACAAUUCUAGUUCAAAAGAUAAAAAACAAAAAGCAUCUGAAACAUUAACAUCAUUGUCUAAUAUAAUUUCUAAUUAUGAUUUAGUUGGCCAACACAAGAAAAUGAAAUAUAACAUUCAUGAGAGAAAUGGUGUGAGGUUUCUUAAAAGUAUUUUAAAGAAAGAAUCUAAAUAUGAACAUGAUUAUCUUAAGGCAAUUAUUAUAAAUCAAGGCUUUACAUUUGGAAAUCAAAAAGCAUCAGCUAUCAGAGAUAGUAUUGAGUUAACAAAACAAAAAGGGAAAGGUACAGAAAUCCCAAAGACAAUUAAAAAAUUGAGGUGGUUUGAUGAAACUGGCAAUAUAGAAAAUAAUGCUGAGGAUGGUCAUGCCCUGAAAAACAGAACAGGAAUAACUCAACAGUGGUCUCCAGAAUUCCACGCUGAAAGUGAUGCUGACAGCAACAUAAUUAGUAUUCCUGCUUGUGCUGUAAAUUCAGAUGAUAGAAAGAAGUCCAAGAAUAUUUCCAUCUCUGACAAUGCCACUUCUUUAGGAAGACAUGGAAUGGAUCAUGUGCCUUUGAAUUGUUUUCUACCUUCAGGUUAUAAUCUUGCUAAACAAGCCUGGUCAGCCUCAACUAAAGAAGAAAGUAAUAUCCCUGUACAUAUUGGUAAUUCUAAAACUCAGAAAGAUGAUCCACAAAGAGGUGGAGCAAAAGUAAUCAGAAGAGCAGGAUCUGCCAAAGUCCAACCAGGCCGUAUAUAUACAAACAGAAAAGGCACUGUCAUUCAGCCACCCUCUGCAAGCAAAGCCAACACAUUUAUACAAACUCAGGGUAAACUAAUUAUACCUCAUCCUCCUCCUAAACCUACUUCAGAUAUCAGAAGUGGUAAAAAUAAACAAAUGUCUCACUGUCAAUCAGUAAUGCCUGAAAAUUCUCAAAACAUUAUUGGAUAUAACUGUUUUAAUUCAAUACAUUUGCUUCCAAAAGAACAUAAUUUGAAUCAGUGGAAUCAAGAACGUAGUCCUCUGCUCUCAGAUGCUUGUUCUGACCUAGUCACUGUGAUACCGUCUCUACCAUCUUACUAUUCUUCUGAGUGCCAUACUCUACCAAAAACAAACCAUUCAAAUGGCGCUCAAAUGAUUGCUCAGCAAGAUGGGACAUUAUAUUGCACUCAAAGCAGUCCUGUUUAUGAAGAAAGUUACCAGUCUGUGACUCUAAAAACUAUGGAGGAAGAUUCAGUUCUCUUGUGGAAAAGAGGGAAUAAUACUCCGCAUCAAAAUGAGAGGCCCACUGAUUCUACUGUUACAAGGAGAAAACAAAUUGUUGGAAAUAAGCCGAGAAAUAUUUUUGCACAGAAAAAACAAAACCCUGGAUCUGUAAGACAGAAGUACAGUGAGCGAAUUAAUAAUUUUGGACCAAGUGUCCAGCUAGUUUCAAGUGAACCAAAAGAAACUGUAAGGGGUACAUCUAAUAUUGAAGAAGUUUCAGAUAGUACUUCUGAGUUUUUGAUGGCUGAAAACCUGGUGAAUGCAUCAGUACCUGAGGAUGAAAUUUUAGCUUUAAUAAAGAGCAAGCAGAGAGAGAAACCAAGUCUGGCUUUAAAUAAGACUCAGCAAUUCAAUAUCUGUGCAUUAUCAGCUGAAGAACAGAAGAUCCUACAAUCUCUUGAUCAUCUUAAUGAAAGAUUACACUAUCUACAAGAAACCAUGGGCAAACAUUCAUCUAUCAAAAAUACUUUUCAAAUAAUACCGUUUCUGAACAGCCAACCAAGAGCCAGUCCAUCUCCUGAUGUUGGAUCCAGAUUACAAAGAAAAUUCUGAAGCAGUAUAAUAGUAACUAUUUAAUGGAAUCAUUAUUUUUU